GUCCGCGGCCUCGCUCCCUGACUUCCGGGUCGCGGUGCUAGCAGGCAGAGUUCCGUCGUUUCCGUUGCCGGCUGUUUGCAGUGGGGAAACCGAGGCAGCUCCUGCUCCCCCUAGUUCUUCCGCUCCUGUGAGGAAAAAAAAAUGUUUAUUUCUUUGUGGGAGUUCUUCUAUGGGCACUUUUUCCGAUUUUGGAUGAAAUGGCUAUUACGACAGAUGACUGGGAAGUGUGAAUUGCAGCGAAUAUUUGAUACCUAUGUAGGUGCACAAAGGACACACAGGAUAGAAAAUUCCUUGACAUACUCCAAGAAUAAGGUUUUACAGAAGGCGACACGUGUUGUUCAGAGUGAAGUGGACAAAUGUGUAGACGAUAUUAUGAAGGAAAAGAAUAUUAACCCUGAGAAGGAUGCCAGUUUUAAAAUCUGCAUGAAGAUGUGCUUACUUCAGAUAACUGGUUAUAAACAGCUCUAUUUGGAUGUAGAAAGUGUGAGGAAAAGGCCAUAUGAUUCUGAUAACCUACAACAUGAAGAGCUACUCAUGAAGCUUUGGAAUCUUCUAAUGCCCACGAAGAAGUUAAAUGCUAGAAUCUCCAAGCAGUGGGCUGAAAUUGGUUUCCAGGGUGAUGAUCCCAAGACAGACUUCCGAGGCAUGGGCAUACUUGGAUUAAUCAAUCUUGUGUAUUUCAGUGAAAAUUACACUAGUGAAGCUCAUCAGAUUCUUUCCCGUUCAAAUCAUCCAAAACUAGGGUAUUCUUAUGCAAUAGUUGGAAUCAAUCUUACAGAGAUGGCUUAUAGCUUACUGAAGAGUGAAGCUUUGAAGUUUCAUCUCUAUAACUUUGUUCCUGGUAUACCAACAAUGGAACACUUUCAUCAGUUUUAUUGUUAUCUUGUCUAUGAAUUUGACAAGUUUUGGUUUGAAGAAGAACCAGAAAGCAUUAUGUAUUUCAACUUGUAUAGAGAGAAGUUUCAUGAAAAGAUUAAAGGACUUCUACUGGAUUGUAAUGUAGCACUUACUUUAAAAGUAUAAAUCAUCCACUGUAUCUUCUAUUUCUACCACAUUUUGCACAUUCAACAGAAUUUAUAUGUUGUAAUAGGAAUUAUCUGAUCAAUUACACUCUUAUAUAUAAUUUCCUACAAAAAUAUUUCAGAAAUUCUAUUUAAGAAAGCUAGUGGACAAUCAGUGUAUGUUUACAAUUGUUUAUACACUGUUCUCCAAAGGUACCUUAUCCUUCCAAAGAUCCCCUCUGUAGAGUCAUGCGAGCUACAGUUUGGAACUUGGGACUUAGCCCGUUGGUGUAAAAGUAUAAAUCAGGUAUUUGUAUUAAAUUGGUUGAUUAAAAUGUGUAAAAUCAAUUUUCAUUUUUAUGUGUUGUGGGAUCAAGUUGGUAUCUUUUUUCAAAGCUCUUUAAGGUUUUUUUUUUGGUUUUUAGUUUGGAAAUGGCUGUUUUUAAUUUUGUCUGAUUUUUAUUUCUAGGGUAAUUAACAGGAAGAGUGUUUCUUUAUGAUUUUCUUUGUUUGCAUCUUAAUUACAUGUCAUAAUGUUGCUUCAUUAGUAGCAAACAGAGUAGAGAUACGGCAGAGAGAAUAAAGAAUUAUAGCCUCCUUUUGGGUUUCUGUGAUUAUUGAGCAUAACUGAUGAGAGAAUGACAGUAUUGGUGACUAGCUUUUUUGUUUUUAAAUAACACACUUUAAAAUGCCACAGUGUUAUUUGAAAGCUUAAAGGCAUUUUCUCAUCUUCAGUAUUUGCUUUUUAUCAGUUGUAGAAAAGAACCUUAAUGUUUUCUUCUCUAGCUAUGUAUGUUUAUGAAACUGCUUUACUUGUGUAUGAAAGAUCUCCACCUAUGUAUGUUUAUGAAAAGAGAUGUAUUUGCCAAGAAAAUCUUGAUUAUAUAAAAAACAAAAAGAUUAUAAAAGACAGUUUUUAUUUAAAUAAAACUGUCUUUGAAACUUAAGAAAGUUUGUUUUAAAAAAAAUCUCAGUUAAACAUCAUUGGUUUAUUUGACUUACUGUUAACUCUUGCUUCUCUUUGACUCCAUGGUGUUUUUAGAUAACGAUGUAUGAACUUUAUGUUAACGGUUUGUGGGAUACUAAAAUAACUUGAAGAUGACAUGAUGACUGUGCAUUUUAUAUAGUUUUAUUCUCCUAAAAUCUCAGGAGGGCAGCAAGUGCUGUCAAGGAUUAUAUAGUGAUGAGAUUCUUAUGGGAAUGAUUUCUUCUUGGUGUGUUUUACACAUUUGUACUGAUAGCAAAACUAAAGUUUAAAGCAGGAAAGUUUAAGUUCUCCUUAAAUCCUACAGAAACCAACCUUUUGAAGACAUAAUUUCAUCUAAAACAUGAUGAUAUUUAGCACACCUUUUAAUGUGGGUGUAUAUCAAGUGUUUAAGGACUGGCUCGUAUAUAAUAGAGCAAGACUAGAGACUUUUUAAGUAUUUGCUCAUGUCUGUUGACCUUUCUCUUUCAAACUUGUUAAAGAGAAGAGUGGUAAGACAUAUCCAAUUGGAAAAUAAGACGCAGUGUUGUAUAGCACAUACAUUUAAAGUGCAUGCGUUAAAAUUAGUUUCUCAAUAAGAUAAAAUUAUUUUAAAAUUUUAGUUCCUUUUAUUACAAUAGUGGCAAUUUAGCUUUUCAGUAUUACAGGAAUUUAAAAAUUGGUUUCUUGUAGGGGACAUCUCAACUUUGGGAAUGUCUUCACUUAAUUUUUAAAAAAUAUUUUCAUGCUUUAUUGUCCAGCUAUAUGAUACAUCGCAAAAUCCUGACAAGUUCAUUGUAUUAAGGUAUUAACUAUUACAUGGAAAGCAAUUCUGUUCAUCUUUUGAUGUUUGUGCUGAAAAUGCUUAUCUUUGUAUUUUGAUCCUCCAACAGCAGAGAACUUGAACUGAUUUAAGCCUUUGUCAGUAUACUUAAGAAUGCUUUAAGUAUGCAAGGGGAAAAUUUUAAGUAAUUAAGUUUUUUCCCUUCUAGGAAGAAAAACUAUGAUGAUGUUAAGAAAAUGUCGGUAUAAAGUUUGCUCAAUAAUAUGUUCUUUAAAUCCACCUCCAUAUGUACGUUAUAAGUAUCAUUCUAUUUUUGCUUAAAAUAAUCUGCAUCCAUUUCAGAUAGUUUUACAGCAAAUUGAUCUAAAAGCCACUAUUAAAUUCUAGGUUUGAGUCUAGAAGCCAAGCAAAAUGUCACCAAUGUCAGUUGUAAAUUAGAAUGCAACAUGGGCCUUCAGACUCUUGAUAGUGAUAUACAUGAAAACAGAAAUAUAAUUGUGUCUACCUUCCUACUUUCCCUUUUGACAUAUGUAGUUGGAAUUUUAUGUAGUCUUAAAAUCCAUAUUUAGAAUCUUACCUAUUUCUAUAAUGUUUAGUAAAAUGCCAAAGUAGUGAUAGAAUAUUGUGGUAUUGAAAUAGCCAAAAAAUUAUGUUAGU
Messenger RNA from Chlorocebus sabaeus (green monkey), 3406 nucleotides. RefSeq names its product ELMO domain containing 2 (gene ELMOD2). The record is from RefSeq and is a predicted model, not a curated record. Gene Ontology annotation, molecular function: GTPase activator activity. NCBI's taxonomy places the organism in Eukaryota, Metazoa, Chordata, Mammalia, Primates, Cercopithecidae. Gene Ontology annotation, cellular component: membrane.